ACCAUCAGCAUCAAUAAUAACUGCAUGCACGUGUUUUAGGGUUUGAGUUUGGAAGAAUAUAGUUUCUCUCCUCUCUCUCCCUGCACUGCACCCUCUAAUAUUUUGUGUAGUUGUUGUUGUUGUUGCUGAAGUCAAAAACAUGGCCAUUAGUCACAACACUUUGGCUUUUACCUUUGGCAUGCUUGGUAACGUCAUUUCGUUCUUGGUAUUCUUGGCUCCAAUAUCAACAUUUUACCGUAUAUACAAGAAGAAAUCGACAGAGGGUUUUCAGUCACUACCUUACCUAGUAGCUUUGUUCAGCUCCAUGCUUUGGUUGUACUAUGCAUUGCUCAAAAAAGAUGCUUUUCUCCUCAUUACCAUAAACUCAUUUGGAUGUGUGGUAGAGACCAUCUACAUCAUAUUGUACAUCAUCUAUGCACCAAGGGAUGCAAGGAACUUAACUUUCAAGUUACUUUCGGCAAUGAAUGUGGGGUCCUUUGCUUUGAUCCUCAUAGUCACUAACUAUGCCGUGCAUGGUCCACUUCGUGUCCAAGUUCUUGGAUGGGUUUGUGUUUCCCUUAGUGUUAGUGUCUUUGCAGCACCACUAAGCAUUGUGGCUCAAGUUGUUCGUACAAAGAGUGUUGAAUUUAUGCCUUUCAAUUUGUCAUUCACUCUCACAUUGAGUGCCACAAUGUGGUUUGGCUAUGGUCUCUUCCUCAAGGACAUAUGCAUUGCUCUACCAAAUGUGUUGGGUUUCGUAUUGGGGUUACUUCAGAUGCUACUGUAUGCAAUCUACAGGAAUGGUGGGGAAAAAGCUAUGAAAAAGGAAAAGAAAGCACCAAUUGAGCCACCCAAAAGUAUUGUUAUAGAGACCCAAUUGGAGAAAAUUGAACAAGAAAAGAAGAACAAGGAUGAUGAUAAUGAGGAAAAGGAUAAAAGUGAGGAACCUAUCGGUUGUGGAGUUUAAAUGUUUUUUUUUAGUUAAUUAUGUUGUUGUUUCGUGAGCACUACUAUGGCCACGAUAUCUUCUACUUUAAUUUCAUUUAGUUGUAGCUACAUGCAUGCAUGUGCUAGUGAUUAUGUCUUUAAGCUUUCACCAUUUAUCAAUCUUGCAUUGUAAAUCUUGCCAUCCAUGAAUUAAUGAUGUUUCACCCUUUCUUUUCAA
Messenger RNA from Medicago truncatula (barrel medic), 1144 nucleotides. Its product is annotated as bidirectional sugar transporter N3-like. Gene Ontology annotation, molecular function: sugar transmembrane transporter activity. The transcript is spliced from 6 exons. Gene Ontology annotation, biological process: carbohydrate transport. Gene Ontology annotation, cellular component: membrane. NCBI's taxonomy places the organism in Eukaryota, Viridiplantae, Streptophyta, Magnoliopsida, Fabales, Fabaceae. The coding region runs from base 140 to 946 and encodes 268 amino acids. The record is from RefSeq and is a predicted model, not a curated record.